GGUCGGACCGGACGGUUGUGCGCGCUUCCUGGUGUCACCCGCAGAGGGCGCCGGCCGUCGAGCCGCCUGCAGAGUAGCGAGGCCGGAAGGAGUGCGGCGCCGCCCCGCUCGCCCCAGCCGCCGCCAUGAAAGCCGUGGUGCAGCGCGUCACCCGGGCCAGCGUCACAGCAAAAUCUUGCAUUCUGCUCUAUGUGGUCAUCACCAACAUUGGAGGAGAGCAAAUAAGUGCUAUUGGACGGGGCAUCUGUGUGUUGCUGGGUAUUUCUCUGGAAGAUACACAGAAGGAAGUGGAACACAUGGUCAGAAAGAUUUUGAACCUGCGUGUGUUUGAGGAUGAGAGCGGGAAACACUGGUCGAAGAGUGUGAUGGACAAACAGUACGAGGUGCUCUGCAUUAGCCAGUUCACCCUCCAGUGCGUCCUCAAGGGCAACAAGCCUGACUUUCAUCUGGCAAUGCCCACAGAGCAGGCAGAGAGCUUCUACAAUAGCUUCCUGGAGCAGCUGCGGAAGACAUACAGGCCGGAGCUCAUCAAAGAUGGCAAGUUUGGUGCCUACAUGCAAGUCCACAUUCAGAAUGAUGGACCUGUGACCAUAGAAUUGGAGUCCCCGGCUCUUGGCGCUGCUACCUCUGACCCAAAGCAGUGCAUUAUCAUUGGGUGGAACUGGAUCCUGGAAAAUUCAUGAAAGAUGCUGUGUACCUUCUCUGCUUUAAGAAUUUGGAACUGAAUCAUGAAAAGGAAGACAGAAAUAAGAAAUUGGGACCCUGAGUAGCCCUGCAGAAACAAAGCAGAACAAAACAAAACACCACCACCAAAGGAACGAUACCAUUUUCUGUUGUUGCUAUGGUCUUAGUGAAAGUGGGAGCUGGCAGUAUGGGGGCGUGCACCCCAUGCACAUGGCAGCAGGACAUAUCCCCAUGCUCCCCCCAUGCAAAGACUUUGCUGGUUCCUGUGAUUUCUUGGCUUGCUUUUGAAACAGGCUGGCCCCACAUCAUUUGUCAUAGAGUCCUCCUUUUACAUGUGUCCGUGAUGGGUCUCCACUGCAUUCACACUGUCCAUGUUCUUCCCAGCACUGGCUAAGCCAGGGCACCGGUUAAGGUGUAAAGAGAGCAAACAUUGGUGAUAAUGUAUUGUGUAAGACCUUUGCAUCUUGUAAAUUUUCUCAUUUUUCUAAAAAGAAAUAAUAAAAUCCUAAACCCCAACAAACCACUUUAUUAUUAAACAAAUCCUGCUGUG
Molecule: messenger RNA, 1234 nt
Organism: Lutra lutra (Eurasian river otter)
Lineage: Eukaryota; Metazoa; Chordata; Mammalia; Carnivora; Mustelidae
Gene: DTD1
Product: D-aminoacyl-tRNA deacylase 1
Exons: 6
Coding region: 126-683 (185 amino acids)
Biological process (GO): tRNA metabolic process
Cellular component (GO): cytoplasm
Molecular function (GO): D-tyrosyl-tRNA(Tyr) deacylase activity
Source: RefSeq, a predicted model, not a curated record